AUGAAACCUCCAAAGAAAUUCACCCCACCAAAGUUCACUUCAUACGACGGGAAGUCGGACCCGAUGAUGUCUCUAUGGAACCGAGAUGAGGCACUGAUGUGUAAAGUCUUCCCAUCUAGCUUGGGAGAAACUGGACUUCAAUGGUUCGAUCGUCUCGCCACUGGAUCGACCCAUGGCUGGAAGCAGCUCUCCGAAGAGUUCCUAGCCAGGUUCGUCUCCAACACUAAGAUCUCGAAGGAGCCGGAUACACUGUUUGGCCUUCGAAAAGAGCAGGAGGAAACGCUGCGCAAUUAUGCUAGGAGGUACUGGGAAGAAUACAAUGACCUGGAGGAAAAUGUGUGCAGCGAGCAGAUGGUCGUUAUGUCCUUCAAACAUGGUCUGCGCCCGAAAAGUAAGCUGAGACAAUCACUUACCAAGCGCCCGGCCACAGCUUUGAAAGACUUGCGCGCCAAGAUUGAGCAGCACGCUUGUCUCGAAGACGAUCAGAUCUCCAUCAAGGUAGCGUCAGCAGAACAAAUAACUCGGUAUAAGAAGAGAACAGAUCGAGGAGAACACUGA
This is a messenger RNA of Camellia sinensis, 558 nucleotides long. Lineage: Eukaryota; Viridiplantae; Streptophyta; Magnoliopsida; Ericales; Theaceae. The record is from RefSeq and is a predicted model, not a curated record.